Molecule: messenger RNA, 2913 nt
Organism: Sodiomyces alkalinus F11
Lineage: Eukaryota; Fungi; Ascomycota; Sordariomycetes; Glomerellales; Plectosphaerellaceae
Exons: 3
Coding region: 1-2913 (970 amino acids)
Biological process (GO): phosphatidylinositol dephosphorylation
Cellular component (GO): intracellular membrane-bounded organelle
Molecular function (GO): phosphatidylinositol-3,5-bisphosphate 5-phosphatase activity
Source: RefSeq, a predicted model, not a curated record
AUGGAUACACAUAACAGAGAUCCCACGCAUAGUGUCCACGAGCCUGAUUCUAGUGAAGAAGCAUCGGGAAUAGAGUCCACUGUCUUCCCACUGAUCAACCCGCACGAAGCAACCGAUUACGUACCCACGAAGCUAGGAGAGCAAAUUUGCCUUCAUCAGGACGACAAUGAUGACGAGCCAGCCGUCGCCAAGCCCUUUGCUCGCACUAGCAGUCCUGAGUCGGCACCUCACAUUCUUCAUGCCGACAAUAGAGUUCCUGAACGGCUAAUGUACAAGAUGCACAAGUUCAGCUUGUACGAAACUGCUAGUCGAUAUUAUAUCGUUGGGGCAGAUAUCACGGAGCGACGGUAUCGUAUCUUGAAGAUUGACAGGACAACCGAGGACUCAGAUCUUAGCAUCACGGACGACAAGAUUGUCUAUAGCCAGAGGGAGAUGAACCAGAUUUUGGAUACCAUAGAUGACGGGAACAAGGGUACGGGAGGAAUCAGACUGCGCUGCACGACAUGGGGACUGCUAGGGUUCAUCAAGUUUACCGGGCCAUACUACAUGCUCCUUAUCACGAAGAAGAGCACAGUUGCCAUGAUCGGGGGACAUUACGUUUAUCAAAUCGAUGGCACUGAACUUGUUCCGCUCACACCCGCACGCUUCAAACCCGAUGUUCGCAAUACAGAGGAGACGCGCUUCCUGGGUAUCCUCAAUAACUUGGACUUGACCCGUUCAUUCUACUACAGCUAUUCCUACGACAUGACGCGGACUUUGCAGCACAACAUCACCCGCGAACGAAAUGUGCUUGCCAACGGUCUGCCCUGCACCUCCGGCGACGACUUCAAUGCCAUGUUUGUGUGGAAUAACCAUCUUCUUCAGCCUGCCGUCAAGGCUCUGCGCGACCCGUUCGACUGGUGUCGGCCGAUAAUCCACGGAUACAUUGAUCAGGCAGCCCUCUCAAUAUACGGACGAACCGUAUACAUCACCAUCAUCGCCCGGCGGUCUCGGUUCUUUGCAGGCGCACGGUUUCUCAAGCGCGGCGCAAACGACCUUGGCUACGUGGCCAACGAUGUCGAGACAGAGCAGAUCGUAUCAGAUGCUCUGACGACGUCUUUCCACGCUCCUGGCCCUAAGCUCUUCUUAAGCCCUCAGUAUACAUCAUACGUCCAGCACAGGGGCAGUAUACCCCUCUAUUGGACACAGGACAACACAGGCGUCACUCCUAAGCCUCCCAUCGAGCUGAAUCUUGUGGACCCAUUUUACAGCGCUGCAGCACUCCAUUUCGAUAAUCUUUUCGAACGGUACGGAGCGCCCAUCUACGUGCUGAAUCUCGUAAAAGCACGAGAACGGACCCCACGCGAGUCCAAAUUACUCGUCGAGUACACGAAUGCCAUCCAUUACUUGAAUCAAUUUCUACCCCCUGGCCGGAAGAUCAUCUACAAGGCGUGGGAUAUGAGCUGGGCAGCAAAGAACCGUGACGAGGAUGUCAUCGGGACGCUGGAAGACAUCGCGGAGUCUGUUCUCACAACUACUGGAUUCUUCCAUAAUGGCGACGGAAAGAUCAAUCCGGCCAGGGUCCAGAACGGGGUUGCCCGGACAAACUGCAUAGACUGCCUAGACCGAACCAAUGCCGCCCAAUUUGUCAUUGGCAAAAGGGCACUCGGGCACCAAUUGCAUGCGCUUGGCAUUCUGGAGGGCACAGUUGUCGAGUAUGACACCGAUGCCGUCAACUUGUUCACUCACAUGUACCACGACCACGGUGACACGAUUGCGGUCCAGUACGGCGGCUCUCAGCUGGUUAACACGAUGGAGACAUACCGCAAAAUCAACCAGUGGACGAGUCAAUCCCGCGACAUGAUCGAGAGCUUUAAGAGGUACUAUAAUAACUCCUUUAUGGAUGGGCAACGCCAGGAGGCAUACAAUUUGUUCCUUGGGAAUUACAUUUUCUCCCAGGGACAGCCCAUGCUUUGGGAUCUUGCCACCGAUUAUUACCUGCACCAUGCCGACCCCCGGAUGUGGUCUGGGAAGUCCAAGGUAGACUAUAUCAACUGGUUUACACCGAGCAAUCUCCAGCAGACGCAACUACUUGCGUACGAUCCUCCGCCUGGCGACGUGGGUAAGAAGCCAGUUUCCUUCUUUGACGAUUACUGGCUGGAGUACUACCGGCCCUCGACCCUGUCAUCGUUUCUCAAGACGUUUCCGUAUAAAAUAAACUCUACCAUUAGGUACAUUCCCUUCAAGGCGACUCAGGACGGGCGAUAUGACCUCAGCCCCUUCAAAGUCCGCAGUGAAACGGACGUGGAUCCCCAGGAAAAGAAGAAACCAAAGGAGCCGGUUGUUAUCCCUUCCCAGGGGAACCCUUCGCGACCCGACGCAGACACUCCCUCCCUUCUCUGGGACCCGGCCAUGGCUGCUAAGGGCAUGGCUGCGAAAGGCAUUCCCAUCCCUCGGUGGUUGCAGCCCGUCCAGAACAGGCCCACUGAUCACGGAAGCAUCGUGCAACAGACAAUACCCGACGACCCCACAGAGUCCCCGAAGGCAAAGCAAACUCCUCAGGAGAAGUACAAAGCUGCCCAAUGGAGUUUCACCAGAGCCGUACAUCAGUCUCUCAAUCCAUCGGUGAGCGCACAAGAGGCGGCUGAUUAUGAGCGGUACAUCAACCACCCGCAGAACCUGCCGCUCGUUGUAUCUGCCCAAGAACGUGCGGACAAUGAUUCGGAGUACCGUGAUUAUAUAAAUGGUGCCUGGCAUUUGGAGACUCGUCUCCAGCCUGGACCAGAAGAUGACCCUGCGCUGUAUGCGGAGCUCCUGAAAGUUGGCGAGAAUCCCCUCACAGUCACAGACGAAGAUGCACAAAAGAAGCGGUACAAGGCGUAUAGAAAGUGGCUCCGCGGGAAGUCAUUUUUUAAACAGCAACCGGUUGAAUGA